GAUAUGCUGUUGGGGGCAAUAGCCUACGAUCGAAUGCGGGAACCAACAGACUGCAUGCUUCAAGUAUUGUUGCGCUUACAGUCGCAUGCACUUGUAGCCAGCAUAUCAACUGGGAAUAGGUUAUUUGAAGUUGAAAAGUACAGUUGAUUCCUGUCGUUGAUAGUUCUUAGAUACGAAAUGGAUGCCAAUCCAUCCUUCUCGCUGGCAUGUCUUUACAGAAGCGAUCCAAUUUAUUCCCUCUGUGCCUCAGAUUUAAUGACCGCCUCUCAAACUGUGAACAAUAAUUUCAUAAAGGAACAGAAGCAACUUAUGAAGACUCUGAAGAGGCUGGAGCAGCAGCAGCUGACCUGCAUGCGUCAGCUGAACGAGGAGCAGAGGACCUUUGCCUUCGUCAUGAACAAGAGGCUAAGCCAGAGGGGCGCUACGAGGCCUCAAACGCUCCCCUCCAGUUCAGUCUCCUCUUCCAUCGUCCCUCUGUCCAUUAGGGGGUCCCGGUCUGCCCCGGCUGCUCUCGCCACCCGCAAUGGGGCCAACAGAGUUGGCAGUGCCAAGAGCGCCAACGGCAGAGUCAAGUUUGAGCAGUCUUCUUCCAGCCUCUCGCCGUGGGCAGUGAAAUUACAGAAGAAGAGUAUGGAGAUGCAGGACAGAGAGGCAAGGGAGGUGAGCACUGUUUUGAAGGAGUAUGGGGCCUCGGCUGGUCAAAGGUGUUGUUGUGAAUGUGGUCACACCAGGGAGCUGUUGGACAGGAGACUGAGUUGUCCAGCCAUAUUACAGAGGCAUCACUCUUGAUUCUGCUACGGUAUGGGGUGUUAUGGACGUAUGAUACGGGAUAUUGCUACAGGGGGGUGCGAGAGUUUCUCUUGAACAUCAUCUACCUACUCGUACUGGAUCGAUAUAGCUACAUUAUUUCUUGGAGGUUAUGCCAUGCCAAUGGAUAUCUGGACAGCAUUUUACGUCAUGACCGAUAACUGAGUAACACUGUACGUCAUGACCGAUAACUGAGUAACACUGUACGUCAUGACCGAUAACUGAGUAACACUGUACGUCAUGACCGAUAACUGAGUAACACUGUACGUCAUGACCGAUAACUGAGUAACACUGUACGUCAUUACCGAUAACUGAGUAACACUGUACGUCAUGACCGAUAACUGAGUAACACUGUACGUCAUGACCGAUAACUGAGUAACACUGUACGUCAUGACCGAUAACUGAGUAACACUGUACGUCAUGACCGAUAACUGAGUAACACUGUACGUCAUGACCGAUAACUGAGUAACACUGUACGUCAUGACCGAUAACUGAGUAACACUGUACGUCAUGACCGAUAACUGAGAAACACUGUACGUCAUGACCGAUUACUGAGUAACACUGUACGUCAUGACCGAUAACUGAGUAACACUGUACGUCAUGACCGAUAACUGAGUAACACUGUACAUCAUGACCGAUAACUGAGAAACACUGUACGUCAUGACAGCUUCAUAAUAAGUUACAUGAACUAUGUCAACAUGUCAUUACACCUUUAACUGUUUACAGUACAUGAAAAAUGACACUGCCUUGUCACUUGACAGUCAGUGACAUAAGAUGCCUUUACAUCUUUUGACAUUUGUUAUGUCAUGUUUAUGACCAUAAUAUGACACUGUUGUGAUGUACAGUUCAAAUAAAGUGUUACCAAGGUACAUUCUGUGUUCACCUAUAUAACUUGUUUCCUGAAGAUGACAACAUGAUAUGUAUAUAUUGUUUUUAUUUUUAUCAUGGGAAGUUGAAUGCCAAGUUUUAUUUUUUAUCAAAAAUGUAAAUUAGAUCCGACUGUUACUCAAAGGAAUAUGUUCAUAAUGUUUUUUUUUUAAAUUGAUGACAGAUUUUUGUGUGUGUAGUUUACUAAAUAAACUAUAGCUUAUACUGUA
Messenger RNA from Oncorhynchus gorbuscha (pink salmon), 1904 nucleotides. RefSeq lists its product as uncharacterized. Lineage: Eukaryota; Metazoa; Chordata; Actinopteri; Salmoniformes; Salmonidae. The transcript has 3 exons. The record is from RefSeq and is a predicted model, not a curated record. The coding region runs from base 178 to 789 and encodes 203 amino acids.